ACUCGGAAGAGAAUACCCAACUAACCCGAAUCGUUGUCUCGCCCUCGUCAUUCAAAUCAAUCUUUACCUUACAUCUUCAUCGACCUGGAGUCGGACCACAUCAUCGUCAGCGAGGGCAACUAUCAGGCCUCCGCUACCGUUGACGGCUCAAUGACUUGAGCGAGACCUCUUUCAGCGGUUUGAAAGAGGCCAAAUAGCCCACCCCUCCCUUCUCGCCGCCCAUCCGCCAUCAUGUCCAAACCCAAACCUGGACUAGGAAAAGGGAUCGUCAGGACUCUGUCUCACGCUCAUCCUUCGAGCUCGACGAGUUCUACGACGCAUGGUCCCAUAAGUCAUCGAGAUUAUGCCACUGCUACCAGGUCUACCGUCUGGGAAGCCAGUGGCUCGCGAACCGGAUGGGAUAAUAAAUCCAAAGAGGGCUAUAACGCGGGUUCUUCGACAAGGAGAGAUUCAAGCGCUUCAUUCGCCUCUAUUGGAUUACCGAGCUCCUCUGUGUCAAUUGGAUCGCCAGGUGCGACCUCGCCUUGGCUUUCUUCGUCUUCCACCACCAACUCCUCCUCCCCCUCAACGCCAUCAUCAUCAUCCUCAACAUGGGAUGGAGACAUCGUCACUCCCUUCCGAUCCACUGCCGCUCGAUUACCGUUAAAGCAGCAUCAUCGGCCAUCUGGUCGAGCGACGUUCUCCACCACUUCUUCCCCCAAUACAUUGUCCGUGUCUUUGAACAUGGCUCCGGCGAUUCAUUCGUCCCUCACUGGCGGAACUUUGAAUCUGAAUCAACUCUUUUGGAACCCUUACCUCGAAGCCGUCAUUGCAAAGCUGAAGAAUUCGACCUUUUCAGACUACUUCUCUACCGAAGCUGGCAGCGAUGCAGCAUCAUCAUCCAUCGACUUUCCAACGAUAUCAGGGACACUUCGUCCAGAUGAGAUGCAGACUGCACUCUCACCUUUAGGCAACAACUCAUCUUCUACGACUUUUGAUCCAGUCUUUUCUCCAGCAUUUGGUACGCUCGGUCUGCCCUAUCAGUCAUCCUUUGAGCCAAUUGUCGCUGCGCCCCUUGCAUCCGAAAACUCUGGUCUCAAUCUCUACUCGUCCAAUCUGAUAUUCCAUCUCGGAGCGUCAGGCUUGGCGAAAGAACGACCGGUCUACCCUGGUCGACCCCGGCCUCAAUCCGCUCCUCCGCCACCACGACCCCGUUCCUUCCCUCUGCCAGAAGUUACGCCCCCACUGGCGACAGACAUCCGCUCAACAUCUGUCGGUGAAGAUGCUUACUUUGCCCGAAUGGACGGCAUGUGCAUUGCGGAUGGGGUGGGAGGUUGGGCUAGAUCUGGAAGGGGAGACGCCGACGCGGGUAGAUGGUCCAGACUUCUCACUCAUUUUUGCGAGAGAGAAGUAACUGAUUGGUGGGCAGGAGCCGGGGCUUACGCCGUCAAAGCACCGUCAGAGUCCAAUGAAGAUGGCAAAAAUUCGAGCAGCAAAGCCGCUUCUAGAGAUCAAGCCGCUAGCGGUUGGGCAAGCAAAGCUUGGAGAACGGGUCGGGUGGCUGCCUCCGAGGUGGAAAGGGUGGAAGAAGCCAAACGUCGGCCACUUGAUCCAGUGGAGAUCAUGCAGAGAGGGUUCGAGAAGUGUCUAAGCUGUGUUUUAUCCGAGGGCAUUCAUGGCUCCUCUACAUGCCUCUUGGCCUUAUUACAUCAUUCGACUCUCCUCGUGGCGAAUGUCGGCGAUUGCUGUCUCUUGCUCAUUCGAGGCGGAGACAUUGUCCUUCGGACCGAUGAGAUGCAGCACGCGUUCAAUUUCCCCCUUCAACUUGGUACACACAGCCGGGACGAGCCAAUGAAAGAUGCAAAGCGGUACGAUAUCCCAGUCCGAAAGGGAGAUGUGGUCGUUGUGGGGAGUGACGGAUUGAUGGACAAUUUGUUUGACGAAGACAUUCUCGACACUCUCGCGCAGUUCGCCUCUCCUGUCUCUGGCCCUGAGCCCGGACCCUCGUCUUCUCGGCCCACCACACCCGGCGGUCUCCCGCCAUUCUCUCCGCAAAAAGUCUCCGAAGCUCUGUGCAAGCGCGCCAGAGCCGUGUCCGAGGAGACGUCCGCCACGAGCCCGUUCAUGGUGAAGGCCAUUGAAGAGGGUAUAGAUUUCGUAGGAGGCAAGAAGGAUGACAUCUCCGUCCUUGUCGGUGUCAUUGGAAAUCGCGAUGAGUCAGGUGCAAAGUCUGGAUUGGCCUUGCAUACAGAGUAGACAAGGAUCGGCAUGUGUCUCGUGUAGGAUCAAAAUUAUAGCGUGGGUAUGGAGAGUCUCCUGCUCUCCGAGGCUAGGACCUUUCAAGGAAUCCUCAGGUUGUACUGGAAUAGAGCUAGUGUUGUUUGUCGAAUGGAUGGGAUGUAUCAUCGCUUCUU
Kockovaella imperatae is the source of this 2393-nucleotide messenger RNA. RefSeq names its product phosphatase 2C-like domain-containing protein. The coding region runs from base 232 to 2235 and encodes 667 amino acids. The record is from RefSeq and is a predicted model, not a curated record. NCBI's taxonomy places the organism in Eukaryota, Fungi, Basidiomycota, Tremellomycetes, Tremellales, Cuniculitremaceae. The transcript is spliced from 4 exons.